AUGGGUCGUGCUAAAUUAAAGAUGGAAUAUAUUGCAAACAAGAAAAAUCGGAAGAAAACUUACAGCGAAAGAUUGAAAACAUUGAAGAAGAGUAUUUAUGAGUUCUCUGAGUUAUGUGGUGUUGAUGCCUGUAUGAUUGUUUAUGAUCCAGAUCAAGGUAAACCUGAGAUAUGUCCUAGAAACAUGAAUGAAGUUCAAAGAAUCACCAAACGGUAUCUCCAAAUUCCUAAAGAAAAACGUGAUAAACUAAUCUUGGAUGAUAAGAAAAAAGAGAAGACUCGUGAGUAUGAUGAAAUGCCUAUGUCAAGACAGGUGAAUGGAUUUAGUAUCAAACAACUUGAACAGCUCCAUAGCAAAUUGGGAUCCAAAAUUGAAACUUUAAGUGAGAAAAUUCAGUCCAUGGAUGGAGGAGGAGCAGGGAUGUCCAAUGAAGCCCCACAGAAAGAAUACCCUUGCUAUAAUCCAGAGAGAGCUUCUGAUCAUGAACCCACUGUUAGAACAAACGGCUUUGUUAUACCAAAUUUGCAUGGACUAUGUUUUGAUCUCUAUACCCAUUGUCCACUACUUGUUUUUUCAUUUGAAUAG
Molecule: messenger RNA, 585 nt
Organism: Papaver somniferum (opium poppy)
Lineage: Eukaryota; Viridiplantae; Streptophyta; Magnoliopsida; Ranunculales; Papaveraceae
Product: agamous-like MADS-box protein AGL36
Exons: 1
Coding region: 1-585 (194 amino acids)
Biological process (GO): positive regulation of transcription by RNA polymerase II
Molecular function (GO): RNA polymerase II cis-regulatory region sequence-specific DNA binding; protein dimerization activity; DNA-binding transcription factor activity, RNA polymerase II-specific
Source: RefSeq, a predicted model, not a curated record